AUGAGUCAAGAAAAUCUGUUCAGCGGUUUGAAGAUCAUCAGCUCUUUUCUAGUUGAUGAAGAAGACACUGUGAUUGUUGUGGCGACAGCAGACACUGUGAUUGGUGUGGCGACAGCAGACACUGUGAAUGGUGUCCCGACAGAAGACACUGUGAUUGCAGACACUGUGAUUGGUGUCCCGACAGAAGACACUGUGAUUGGUGUACAGACAGCAGGCACUGUGAUUGGUGUGACAACAGCAGACACUGUGAUUGGUGUCCCGACAGAAGACACUGAGAUUGGUGUGACAACAGCAGACACUGUGAUUGGUGUCCCGACAGAAGACACUGUGAUUGUUGUGGCGACAGCAGACACUGUGAUUGCAGACACUGUGAUUGGUGUACAGACAGCAGGCACUGUGAUUGGUGUGACAACAGCAGACACUGUGAUUGGUGUCCCGACAGAAGACACUGUGAUUGAAGACACUGUGAUUGGUGUGACAACAGCAGACACUGUGAUUUGUGUGCCGACAUCAGACACUGUGAUUUGUGUGCCGACAGCAGACACUGUGAUUGGUGUACAGUCAGCAGGCACUGUGAUUGGUGUGCCGACAGCAGACACUGUGAUAGCAGACACUGUGAUUGGUGUACAGACAGCAGGCACUGUGAUUGGUGUGACAACAGCAGACACUGUGAUUGGUGUCCCGACAGAAGACACUGUGAUUGGUGUGACGGCAGCAGACACUGUGAUUGGUGUACAGUCAGCAGGCACUGUGAUUGGUGUGACAACAGCAGACACUGUGAUAGGUGUGCCGACAGCAGGCACUGUGAUUGCAGACACUGUGAUUGGUGUCCCGACAGAAGACACUGUGAUUGUUGUGGCGACAGCAGACACUGUGAUUGGUGUGGCGACAGCAGACACUGUGAUAUGUGUGCCGACAGCAGGGACUGUGAUUGAAGGCACUGUGAAUGGUGUGGCGACAGCAGACACUGUGAUUGGUGUGCCGACAGAAGGCACUGUGAAUGGUGUGGCGACAGCAGACACAUUGAUUUGUGUGCUAACAGCAGACACUGUGAUUGCAGACACUGUGAUUGGUGUGACCGCAGCAGGCUCUGUGAUUGGUGUACAGACAGCAGGCACUGUGAUUGAAGACACUGUGAUUGGUGUGACGGCAGCAGACACUGUGAUUGGUGUACAGUCAGCAGGCACUGUGAUUGGUGUGACAACAGCAGACACUGUGAUAGGUGUGCCGACAGCAGGCACUGUGAUUGCAGACACUGUGAUUGGUGUCCCGACAGAAGACACUGUGAUUGUUGUGGCGACAGCAGACACUGUGAUUGGUGUGGCGACAGCAGACACUGUGAUAUGUGUGCCGACAGCAGGGACUGUGAUUGAAGGCACUAUGAAUGGUGUGGCGACAGCAGACACUGUGAUUGGUGUGCCGACAGAAGGCACUGUGAAUGGUGUGGCGACAGCAGACACAUUGAUUUGUGUGCUAACAGCAGACACUGUGAUUGUUGUGGCGACAGCAGGCACUGUGAUUGCAGACACUGUGAUUGGUGUGACCGCAGCAGGCUCUGUGAUUGGUGUACAGACAGCAGGCACUGUGAUUGUGGACAUGGUGACAGGGGGACAGGGGGGCCAGGGAGGACAAGGGGGGAGGCGCGCGGAGGAGAAAGUGCAGCCAACCCGACGGCGCGGCAGGACUCGCGAGCUGUUAUCCUUGGCACGGCCGGCUCGCGGGUUUCUCUCUCCAUUACGUAAGUGCUGCAUCAGUCCGAGUGGCGGUGGACCGGCGGGCCGGGUUGCCCGCCAGGACUCAGUUGCCCCGGCCGCCGCGACAGGGAGCCAGCGCGCCGCUGCUGACCUGCCCAUAAGGUACCUGCCCGGGGCUCCGUGA
Messenger RNA from Bacillus rossius redtenbacheri, 1878 nucleotides. RefSeq lists its product as uncharacterized. Lineage: Eukaryota; Metazoa; Arthropoda; Insecta; Phasmatodea; Bacillidae. The transcript has 14 exons. The record is from RefSeq and is a predicted model, not a curated record. Bases 1 to 1878 code for a protein of 625 amino acids.